Molecule: messenger RNA, 2786 nt
Organism: Dicentrarchus labrax (European seabass)
Lineage: Eukaryota; Metazoa; Chordata; Actinopteri; Moronidae
Product: nuclear factor 7, brain-like
Exons: 2
Coding region: 144-1538 (464 amino acids)
Molecular function (GO): zinc ion binding; protein binding
Source: RefSeq, a predicted model, not a curated record
UUUACCUUCAUUACAAAUCUGUGACUUUAACUGAGGGAGAACAGUUACAGGACGAAGUACUGAAGUAAACUGAAGUAGUUCAACCUGCUGCUGACUGAAAUAAACACUCAAAGACUCAAAGUGAAACUGCACUCAGAGACAAAAUGGCUUCCAGAUUAGAGGAGGAUUUCUGCUGUCCGGUCUGUCAUGAUGUCUUUAGAGAUCCUGUUCUUCUGUUAUGCAGCCACAGCUUCUGUAAAGACUGUCUGAAGAGCUGGUGGACAGAGAAACAAACACGUGAGUGUCCAGUUUGUAAGAGAAGAUCUUCAAUGGACAAUCCACCUAUAAGUCUGGCUUUAAAGAACCUGUGUGAGAGGUUCUUACAGGAGAGAGAUCAGAGAUCUUCAGAGGCUCUCUGCAGUCUGCACUCUGAGAAACUCAAACUCUUCUGUCUGGACCAUCAGCAGCCAGUGUGUGUUGUCUGCAGAGAUUCACAAAAACACUCCAACCACAGAUUCAGACCCAUUGAUGAAGCUGCUCGACAACACAAGAAGGAACUUGAGGAAACUCUGGAGCCCUUAAAGGAGAAGUUAAAGGUUUGUGAAGGAGUUAAAGUAAAGUUUGAUCAAACAGCAGAACACAUGAAGGUCCAGGCCCGACGCACAGAGAGGAAGAUUAAGGAGCAGUUUAAGAAGCUUCACCAGUUUCUAGAAGAGGAAGAGGAGGCCAGGCUGGCUGCACUGAGGGAGGAAGAGGAGCAGAAGAGUCAGAUGAUGAAGGAGAAGAUGGAGACUCUGAGCAGAGAGAUAGCAGCUCUUUCAGACACAGUCAGAGCCACAGAGGAGGAGCUGAGAGCUGAAGACGUCUCAUUCCUGAACAACUACAAGGCUGCAGUGGAAAGAGUCCAGCAGCGCCCCCUGCUGGAGGAUCCACAGCUGCCCUCAGGAGCUCUGAUAGACAAGGCCAAACACCUGGGCAACCUGACCUUCAACAUCUGGAACAAGAUGAAGGACAUGGUCUCCUACAGUCCUGUGAUUCUGGAUCCAAACACUGCUCAUCCAAAACUCAUCCUGUCUGAAGAUCUGACCAGUGUGAGAGUAGGAGAGAAACAGCAGCUUCCUUAUAAUCCAGAGAGGUUUGAUCGGUUCUGCUCUGUUCUGGGCUCUGAGGGCUUUAACUCAGGGACUCACAGCUGGGAGGUUGAGGUUGGAGACAGUACAUUGUGGUUACUGGGUGUAUCAGUAGAGUCUGUCCAGAGGAAGGGACUCAUACAGUCUGGAUUAUGGAGAAUAGGGUUCUAUGAAGGUAAAUACUCAGCACGGUCACUACCAGCUCCAUCAACUGAUCUUGUAGUUCAGAAGAAGGUCCAGAGGAUCAGAGUGAAUCUGGACUGGAACAGAGGAAAGCUGUCGUUCUCUGAUCCUGAUACUAAGACACACAUACACACCUUCACACACACUUUCACUGAGAGGAUGUUUCCAUACAUUAACACUGUGGAUGAAGUCCCACUGAAGAUAUUACCAGUGAAGGUCAGUGUGACAGUGGAACAGAGCAGUUAGAGAUAAAGAGGAUGAUUAUAUUCAUGAUGUUUAUUUCUUAAAGAGAAAAGUCUCUGAAUUGAUCCUGUUAAACUGAAACCUGCUCCUCAUUAUUCCAACACUGCAGGAACAGACACAUAUUAUUAAAUAUAAUCAAAUGUUCUGGUAUUGAGGAAAUAUUUAGCCAAUUGAGCUGAAUUCAAGAAUUUGUGCCCUAAUUAGCAAAACAAAUCUUACAAUAAGACACAAUUCCUUCAAACACAAUAAAAAUAGUGACUUUGUCUUAAAUGAAGGAACUAAUUAAAUAACAAAAUAAAAUAGAAAAAUACAAGAUAUAAAGAAAAGAAAAUAGAAUUAGGUUUUUAUUUUUCACAAUGUGUAAAGUAUUUGUAAAAAUAAAGUGAAAAUAAAACAUUUGUAACAAGUUAAUUCUGCAGUUGGUGAAACAAUCUCAUCAUAAAGUCCAUCAGUUGGUUGUUCUGGUUCUUUCUGUUUAAUCUUCCUCAGCAGAUUGACCUGCACAUCCUCCUCCUCCUCUCAGUAUCUGAUAUAUUGAAUUUACAUCCUUUUUUAAAAUCAACUUUUAGUGAAAAUGUUUACUUGAUAAAAAAAAUGUUUAUUAUUAGUUAUAUUAAGUAAAACUAUAUUUAUAUAAUAUAAGCUGCUGUAAGUGAGUGUGACAGUGAAAGCAGACACACAGGUGUGCAGUCAUAUGACGUGUCCAGGUGUCAUAUGACUGCACAUGCGCUGGUUAAAGGACUGGUUGGAGGUUGAGGGUACAAACUGAAUCAGAACAGCGUGAUUUAAAUAUUUUAAUCAAAGUGUAAUCACACACACACACACACACACACACACACACACACACAUACACACACACACACACACACACACACACACACACACACGUCGCGUGGCUCUGAGGCUGUAAUGGCGGCAGUGCUGCACGAGGACAAAAACACCCUCUCAUGCUUUAAUUUGAUUGGAGCUCGUGACUCGUUUCCCUCAUCAACAACCAACAGAGUAAACAGCUGAUGAGAAUCAACCCGAAGGAAAUAACCAGGAAGAGGGCUGCACCCUGCCUUCACAAUAAAAGCUUCACACAUACGACAACCACUGAUGGAAACACCAGAGACAGAAAUGUUUGUGCCUUUUUACAUCAUUUACUAUAUUCUACUAAUAAUUUAAUUAUAUUUUGUUCUCUUUCUUUACUCUCUGUGCCAAUUUGACCAAUAAAGGAAGAGCUUAUCUCUUACAUCUUAAUUAAAAUCA